Molecule: messenger RNA, 701 nt
Organism: Coregonus sp. 'balchen'
Lineage: Eukaryota; Metazoa; Chordata; Actinopteri; Salmoniformes; Salmonidae
Source: the annotation of a GenBank genome assembly
AUGGAGCAGCUCCAGAGACAACAGGAGGCCAAGCUGGAGAUGGACCGGCAGGAGAAACACCUCCGCCAGGCCCAGAAGAUGUUCGCUAAACACGUAGCCGCGGCCCGGGUCACUGGAGCCCCCCUGGACUCUGCCUUCCUGGCCAAACGGGUAGAAGGAACCGGGACAGGAAGGACUCCUCAGAUGGGUCAGCAACAGACAGAGGCUGGUGGCCAUAACAGCAACAGCAACACCAACACUGGGAGCUGUGUGGAUAGGGGGAACGAGAACGGAGAAGAGGGACUGGGAGGUGACGGGUCGGAGGAGGAGGAGGAGGAAGAGGAAGAAGAAAGGAUGGAGGGUGAAGAAGAGGAUGAUAGAAUGGAGCAUGGCCACAUGACGAAGAUGUCUCCCCUCCAGCAGGAGCGUUCCUUGUCAUCUUUUCCUCCGUAUUGUACCUCCCCGUCAGCGGCUGCCAAACACAGAGCCGCUUCCCCUCCUAUGAAUCUAAAGCGAGGGUCUGGGGAGAAGGACCUGUCUACCGCAGAACAACGCUUCACAUCACCCAAUGGAUUUGGAGAUUGGAGCUUUGAUGACGGACCAUUUAAGCAAGUAAGUUGAAUUUCACUGCUCAACCCCUACCCCUCUAUAAGAUGAAAUUUGAAAUGUUUUUUUAUUUUUUAUUGCAGAAAGCCUGGAGUAUGUUCUUCUUUUCACUUUAA